Theobroma umbraticum is the source of this 2306-nucleotide messenger RNA. RefSeq names its product tRNA synthetase beta subunit family protein. Gene Ontology annotation, cellular component: cytoplasm; phenylalanine-tRNA ligase complex. Gene Ontology annotation, biological process: phenylalanyl-tRNA aminoacylation. The record is from RefSeq and is a predicted model, not a curated record. Gene Ontology annotation, molecular function: ATP binding; RNA binding; magnesium ion binding. NCBI's taxonomy places the organism in Eukaryota, Viridiplantae, Streptophyta, Magnoliopsida, Malvales, Malvaceae.
GUUAAGUCUUUAGCUUCAUUUCGCAAAUUUGACGGGAGCAGGUUCGAAAGCUGAAUACUUGACAUCCUGAGUGGCUGUGUUCGCUUGAGAGAAAGAGAGACGCCGCCGCCGCCAUGCCUACUGUCAGCGUAGGGAGGGAUCGUCUUUUCGCGGCCCUGGGCAGAUCUUACACUCAAGAAGAGUUUGAAGAUCUAUGUUUCAAUUUUGGAAUUGAACUUGACGAUGUGACAACGGAGAAAGCAAUAAUUUUGAAAGAGAAGAACUUGAAGGACGAAAAUCUUAGUCUUGAUGAUGAAGUCAUUUACAAGAUUGAAGUUCCCGCUAACAGGUACGAUUUGCUUUGCUUGGAAGGGCUUGCACAAGCCCUUCGCAUUUUCAAUGGACAGGAAGGGAUAACUAGAUACACAGUUGCAAACAUUAGUAAGGAAUCAAUGCUCAAAAUUCAUGUCAAAAGAGAGACAUCUCUAAUCCGGCCAUUUGUUGUUUGUGCGGUUUUGAGGGGCAUAACUUUUGAUGAGGCAAUCUAUAACAGUUUUAUUGAUCUCCAAGAUAAACUGCACCAAAAUAUCUGCAGGAAAAGAAGCCUAGUCGCUAUUGGAACUCAUGACUUGGAUAGAUUACAAGGGCCUUUUACAUAUGAGGCAUUGCCACCUCCAAAGAUAAAUUUUGUGCCACUGAAACAGGUGAAGAACUUCAGAGCUGAUGAGCUGAUGGAAUUUUACAAGUCAGAUUUAAAAUUGAAGAAGUUCUUGCACAUUAUUGAGAAGUCGAAAGUGUUCCCUGUUAUAUAUGACCGCAACAGAACUGUUUUGUCCUUACCACCAAUUAUUAAUAGCGCACACUCAGCAAUCACUUUGAAGACAAAAAAUGUCUUGAUUGAAUGCACGGCCACUGAUUUAACGAAGGCCAAAAUUGUUUUAAAUACAAUGGUAACGGCAUUUUCAGCAUAUUGUGAGAGGAAAUUUGAGGUGGAACCAGUUGAAGUGAUAUCCUUUGAUGGAAACUCAAGUGUUUAUCCUGAUUUAUCAGAGUAUAAUAUGGAAGUCCCACUAUCUUAUAUUACUGGUUCAAUUGGAGUCCCCCUGGAGGUGGAUGAGGUCACUAGUCUAUUAAAGCGAAUGCAAUUGCGUGCUGAACAAGCUGGAUUGGGUGACAACAAUAUCAGUGUGUCUGUACCUCCAACCAGAAGUGAUAUUCUUCACCCAUGUGAUGUUAUGGAGGAUGUUGCAAUUGCUUAUGGCUACAAUAAUAUUCCAAGGAGAAAGCUUUCGUCUUUGAAGCCACUUCCCUUAAACCAGCUCAGUGAUCUUGUCAGAUAUGAGAUUGCAAUGAACGGUUUUUCGGAGGUGUUGACAUGGAUUUUAUGUUCUAAGAAAGAGAAUUUUGAAAUGUUAAACCGAAAGGAUGACAAAUCAACUGCAGCGAUUAUUGGAAACCCUCGCUCCUCUGAUUUUGAGGUGGUCCGUACAAGUCUCAUGCCUGGCAUGUUGAAGACCGUUGGACAUAACAAAGACCAUCCAAAGCCCAUAAAGAUUUUUGAAGUGGGCGAUGUAGUACUUUUGGAUGAGAAGAAAGAUGUCGGUGCAUCAAACCGUCGCCUACUUGCUGCACUAUAUUGUGGUGCUAACUCAGGUUUUGAGCUGAUUCAUAGCCUAGUGGACAGAAUUAUGGAAGUAAUUGGGACUCCUUUUGUUGAAGCUGGAGAUAAUACAGGAUACUAUAUAGAGCUUUCUGAUGAACCUGAAUUUCUAUUGGGUAGGCAAGCCAAAAUAAUUUACAAAGGACGGUGCAUUGGCAUUUUUGGUAUUGUGCACCCUGAGGUGUUGAACAAUUUUGAUAUUCCGGAUCCAUGCUCCUUCGUGGAACUUGACAUGGAGAGCUUUUUGUAGGAUUUUUUCCAUGACAGCAGAUGUUAGAGCUAUCUUGCAUAUUGAACAAACAGGAACAUCAGUAGUGGCACUUUACCUCGAUACUGGUUUACUUUGGAGUUACAAUGUUUGCUUCAGAUUUGAGAAGUGCUGAUGGAAAGGAAUUUGUUGAUCCAUUUGCGGGCAUGGCAGUCAGACCUGAUCUGGCUAAGUUUAGAGUGCAGUCUAUUAAGAAUUUCAAUGUUAGUUGGCUCUGAGGCCUAGGUUGCUCUAAUGUUGACUGCGUUAUGACUGUUACUUCAAGGCAGAUGCAAUUUUUGCGAUGCAGAUUUUUUGUUUUCUUUUUAAACAUAUCGUGUAGACAGACAUUCAUCAUUAGUCAGUCGAAAUCAAGCAUUAGAUCUGAUUUUUAUCAUGAUCGAAUUUGAUUAUAAUUUA